This is a messenger RNA of Ectocarpus sp. CCAP 1310/34, 2607 nucleotides long. NCBI's taxonomy places the organism in Eukaryota, Phaeophyceae, Ectocarpales, Ectocarpaceae. The record is from the annotation of a GenBank genome assembly.
ACAGCCCAGAAUACAACGGUGUAGCUGAGAGAGCACUGGGACUGAUCAAGGAUGCAGCACUAGCCGCCCGCAUACAAGCGCCGAUUCUUUACCCCGAAGCGCCGAGCUACCCCUCCCUUUGGGCCGAAGCUACAGCUUGGGCAUGCAACGCCCUUAACUGCACCUCCACUCAUCCAACCCGGACAAGAAAUCGCCGUACGAAAUGUGGCACGGGCACCAACCUCCCCCAGAGGCGACGUACCCGUUCCUCAAACCCGCCGUAUACAAGGUCAAGCGCACGCACAAGUCAGAGCCGAAAGCAAAAAAGUGUUUUUACCUCGGCCCUGGAAUCAACACAAAUCGUAAUUGCGUGCGCAUCCUGAACGAAGAAGGCCAAGCGAUCACAACUCGCAACUUCACCUGGCAAUCUGUGCCCGCCGCCCCGACCGCGCACCCCCAGCCGCUGCCUCCCAUUGCAGAGGAGGACGAGGAGCUCACGACUGGGGAGCACGAGGGCGGGGAGGGUGCGUCAUGCCACGGUGGAGGGAGGGCGGAGGGAGAACCUGAGGAUGGAGGUUUCCACCUUGACACGACGGCAAACCCGGGGCCCGCGGAGCCGCCCGCGCGUGAUGCGCCGGCGGCGCCGCCGGCCGCGCCCCAGGAGUCGGGCGCGGGCGACGCUGGCGAUGGCGCCCCCUCGAGCAGGGAGGGCGUGAGCGUCGCCCCAUCUACCACGUCGACCGGGAUGGCCGAUGUGGGCGGCGGCGAGGACGACCGUCGCAGCAGCAGCAGCCGCGGUGGCGGCAGCAGCAGCAGCAGCAGCAGCAGCAGCAGCAGCAGCAGCAACAGCAGCGGUAGCGGCAGUGACAGCGGCAGCGACACGGACAUCCCGGCCCUCCGCGGGCCCGAGGGACGGAAGCUCGCCCGCUUUGGCGAGCCGGCGGAGCUCACCAGCCGCCGACUCAGGGAGAACCCUCGCCGGAACAUGAGGUACGAGUCGUCGCCGUCGCCAACGAGUGCCGAAGGCCUGCUCGCCCGCCAUGCGUCGGAGGCGGGGCUGCCCAUCCUGCCCAUCAACAGCACGGACGAGCACACCCGCUGGAUGCUCGCGUGUGUGGUCGACAUGGUGGAAGAGCUAGAGGCGAGGGCAGUGCAAGCGCUGCUGUGUGAGCGCGCGGAGGAGGCCAACAUCGCGCGCCAAGGGGCAGAGGACUUCCUGCUGGGAGUGGAGGACCUCGUGCUCAACUCUCCAGACGCCUUCGUAAAAUUGAGAAGUUCAAAGCGCGUCUGUGACAGCGGCAGCGACAGCGACCGUGACAGCGGCAGCGACAGCGACAGCGGCAGCGACACGGACAUCCCGGCCCUCCGCGGGCCCGAGGGACGGAAGCUCGCCCGCUUUGGCGAGCCGGCGGAGCUCACCAGCCGCCGACUCAGGGAGAACCCUCGCCGGAACAUGAGGUACGAGUCGUCGCCGUCGCCAACGAGUGCCGAAGGCCUGCUCGCCCGCCAUGCGUCGGAGGCGGGGCUGCCCAUCCUGCCCAUCAACAGCACGACGGAGCACACCCACUGGAUGAUCGCGUGUGUGGUCGACGUGGUGGAAGAGCUAGAGGCGAGGGCGGUGCAAGCGCUGCUGUGCGAGCGCGCGGAGGAGGCCAACAUCGCGCGCCAAGAGGCAGAGGACUUCCUGCUGGGAGCGGAGGACCUCGUGCUCAACUCUCCAGACGCCUUCGCGAGGGCCCUGGCGUCGACCGAGCUGAGUACAGAAUCCCCCAUAGGCAAGCGUCCGAGUGACGUCGAAUCCCCCCCCAUGACCGUAGCCGGCGUUAACAAGUCUGUGUACAGAGAGGGAUGGGAACAGGCCAUGAGGGAAGAGUUUGAUGGGCACUUGGGCACGGGAACGUUUUCAUUCGUAGACGGUACGCCAGAGGGGCGUAGACCCGUGAGCUCGAAGUGGCGCUUCACUUGGAAGACAAACAAGGACGGAAAAAUUGUGAAGUUCAAAGCGCGUCUGGUCGCUAGGGGGUUUUCGCAAACCCCGAACGUGGACUACUUCCACUCAUCCUCCCCUUGCCCAUCAUCCGCAUCCAUUAAACUGAUGCUUGCGGUAGCCAACGAGAAAUCGCUGAAACUCAACCACUGGGAUGUCAAGCAGGCGUUUACACACGCUAAGUUGGACGAGGAUGUGUUUCUGAGGCUCCCCGCUGGGUGCGGGGAAAAAUCCCACACGGUUGCAAAGGCUGAGCGUGCCAUUUACGGCUUGAAGCAGAGCGACAGGCAGUGGCGGUACCACGCUGCCGAUACGCUUGUAGAAAACGGGAGUCGAGCAGUUCAAGGCUGACCCGUGCGUCUUCCGCAAGAUGAAAGACGAUGUCGUGGUGAUGAUUAUCGUGAUUUAUGUGGAUGACAUUUUGGUGGCUGGGUCUGAUGAUGAUUGCAAGGAGUUGCUUGCUUCCCUCAACAAGGCAUUCCCCACCAAAGACCUUGGAGAGUGCGUGUGGUUCGACGGGUGUGCCGUCGAGAGAGACCUAGAGGCUGGGACCCUUAGAAUCUCUCAAACCGCGUACAUUGACUGCAUCGUGAAUCGCUUUGAUGUGCAGUCGACCUCCUCCAUCCCUGCUUCCCCUGGUG